Molecule: messenger RNA, 1495 nt
Organism: Octodon degus (degu)
Lineage: Eukaryota; Metazoa; Chordata; Mammalia; Rodentia; Octodontidae
Gene: Cdo1
Product: cysteine dioxygenase type 1
Exons: 5
Coding region: 212-814 (200 amino acids)
Biological process (GO): L-cysteine catabolic process
Molecular function (GO): ferrous iron binding; cysteine dioxygenase activity
Source: RefSeq, a predicted model, not a curated record
UUUGCAGAUUUGGUGCAGCUGGAGCGCACGGCUGUUUUUCUAGAAGCACGGAGCUCCCGAGGGGCGGGCGUCGGGGCGGCUCUGUGCGGGACUUCUUCAGCUUCGGGUCUCCAGUCCUUGUGGGGUUUGCUUGGAUUUCUGCCGGGGGCCCUCGCCCGCGCCUCUGCUCAGCCAGCUCUUGGGCCUGGGCCGGCUGGGAGACCCGCGCAGGAUGGAGCAGACCGAGGUGCUGAAGCCACGGACGCUGGCCGAGCUUAUCAGCUUGCUGCACCAGCUCUUCGCUGGCGACGAGGUCAACGUGGAGGAGGUGCAGGCCGUCCUGGAAGCCUACGACAGCGACCCUGCCGAAUGGGCGAUGUACGCCAAGUUCGAUCAGUACAGGUAUACCCGAAAUCUUGUGGAUCGAGGAAAUGGGAAGUUUAACCUGAUGAUUCUGUGCUGGGGGGAAGGGCAUGGCAGCAGUAUUCAUGAUCACACGGAUUCCCACUGCUUUCUGAAAAUGUUGCAAGGAAAUCUGAAGGAGACCUUAUUUGCCUGGCCUGACAAAAAGUCCAAUGAGAUGACCAAGAAGUCUGAAAGAACCUUGAGAGAAAACCAGUGUGCCUACAUCAAUGAUUCCAUUGGCUUACAUCGCGUAGAGAAUGUCAGCCACACAGAACCUGCUGUGAGCCUUCACCUGUACAGCCCACCUUUUGAUACAUGCCAUGCUUUUGAUCAAAGGACAGGACAUAAAAACAAAGUCACCAUGACGUUCCACAGCAAAUUUGGAAUCAGGACUCCUUUUCCAACUUCAGGUUCACUGGAGAACAACUAAGGAGCACCCAAUUCUGCAGGGUUUUGCUUUAAGGUCUGCUGAAUAUUUUUGCUUUGGACCAGAAGGCCUUCCACUGUUUGAUGUCCAGUAAUACACUUAAAUAAGCCAAUGCUUAGAUCUACUCUAAGGCAGAUAUUAAUGAUAAAGCAUUAAUGAUCAAAUAGUGCCCCGAACUACUAUUGAAGAAAAUUUCCAUUAAAAAACUCUUGAAAUUUUAAAGACCUAAUCAAGUGCUUUCCAGGUUCUAUCCUGUAAUUCCACUGCAACCAUAGUAGGAGUUUGAAGGUGGUUGGGGAGGGGGGGGUUGUAAGCUUUGAAAAUACUUUGGUCUCUGAGAUAUCAUUUGCAAUAAGUACAAACAAGAAUCCAGAUGCCAGCUGUCUACUUUGUUAUCUGGAGGACUAGAUGUAGAUGUUUUCAAUAUACUUUGUAAACUCUUAAUAAUUGAGAAUUUUUUGAUCUUUGGAUUUUAUUUUUUCAAUGUUUUACAACUUCCUUUUCUAUAGGUAAUAGAAAGACUUAAGACCAUUUUUCUCUAAAGGGCAGAGAACUUACUUUAAAAUGUAGUGUACCCAAGCCUACAACAAACCAAAACCUGUAUCUAAUGUGUCCCAUUGUCAUAGUUUUUAUACUGCUUCCCAGUUUGCCAAAUAAUUUUAAUAAAAUUUGAUUUGAACACAA